AUGUUAGCACCAUUAGGAUGUCCCUUGAAAGAUCUCGAGUACGCCGACGAUGACGUUAUAUUCAGGGAAAACAAUGCGAAGCUUCAACAUGUUGUCAACCCUGUACCAAAGCUAGCUGCAGCUAAGUACAAGCAGAUGUGGGAACUUCGGGCAGAAAUCAGAAUGCAUGGACAACCGAUCUUGUCGAUGAGGAGCUAUCCUCUUUACGAACGAGCUGCAGGCAACCACGAACUCAUCUUCGAGUUCAUGAGUGCGAAAUCUUUCGCCAAUCCUAAUGAACACACCAUCGGGCUCUUCACUUGUAAUCAGUCGGAAUGCAAGGUUAGCAAGCAAUGGGAAACCGGAAUCAAUAGAGUACAAGAUGAAGCUGCUUCCACCUACAUAGACUUGAAUAAAGCUUUUGAUUCAUUUGAGACGAACGCGGUUAUGGAAGCCUUGGACUACGAAGGCGUCCCUUCUGCAAAGAUAAAGAUGCUCUUUGUGUUAACUAGCAAAUUUGCUAUCAGAAUUCCUCUAUUCUGUAUUAAUGUCACAACCGACGUGGUUCGACAAGGUGACACAAUGUCACCUAAAAUAAGCAGUACCACUCGUGAGAAUGCGAUGCGAGGAUUGGAAUGUGAUAACAUGAGAGUGAAAGUUGAUGCCCGGCGAUAA
This is a messenger RNA of Necator americanus (New World hookworm), 654 nucleotides long. RefSeq lists its product as uncharacterized. The record is from RefSeq and is a predicted model, not a curated record. NCBI's taxonomy places the organism in Eukaryota, Metazoa, Nematoda, Chromadorea, Rhabditida, Ancylostomatidae. Bases 1 to 654 code for a protein of 217 amino acids. The transcript is spliced from 4 exons.